GAGCUGAUUCACUUGAUUGUAUACAGGAAUGAAGAUUAAAAAUAAUACGUUGUAGCAAUACGUCACUGGUUAUAAAGUGUUAACAAUUCAUUUAUAAGUAUGGGAUGUUGUUAUAGUUUUUGCAAAGAAGACAGCGAUCCGCAGAGUGGGGAAGCAAAUGAAAGGACACAUUUGUUGGUAGAUCCUGUCAGUAAUAACACAAAUAUACCUAGAGUACACAGUGAUGAUUAUGUUAACCAAUAUGCAAGUUCAGCACCCAAAAAAACAGAUGAACAAAGUGCAUUAAAUAGAAUUUUACAUGAAACAGCUGCUAAUGUAAUAGAUGUUGGAGCACUAGAUUCACACAACUUAGAACAGCACGAAUAUAUGGAUAGAUCACGUGCAUAUUCUAAACGUAUAGAAGCUGGAGGUAUUAAAGUACCUGAUAGUACAUCUUGCUUACUCAAAGAUGUUCCUGCCCCAGAAAAAAUAUUGGCAGCAGAGCCUCUUGAUGCUGAAGAUCAUGGACUGAUAACAGAAAUGCUCCAUAAGGCUGUGAUAGCAUUAGAAGAUGUUAAUGUUGAACACAAGGAAGAUUUAGUAGUUCCCUUUUUAUCGUGAUCUUUUGGCAUUUCCUCAGCAGGAUUACAUCUUGCUUGAGUGAAAUCAUUGUACUACACAACACUAAAAACAUCAUACAUCUUUCCAAAAUCAAUUUUCGAUAAGUUAAUCUGAAUUUACUUCAGAUUUUAGAAUAGAGUGGGGCUAAAGUCCAACGGGUAAAAUGCCCUGAACUUUAAAUCUCCGUUUGUAAACAGUCGGUUGAAUAUCGCAUAAUGUUAUUUAGACAACGAGCAUUAGCAGGAGGGACUGCGGAGUCGUCAUUCGUUUACGAGCGUUCGUGCGAGUCUUCGUCAUACAAAGAUCUUAAAUUUGGAACUUUUUAUACCCUGGACUUUUAGCUCCACCCUAUCUUACUUGAAUAUGAAUAUUGAUGAAGCAUUAUAAUCUGGUGUAUUGUAGACAAAAGUUCAGGUACUACUUCUUAAUAACGAAAUGUUAAAAUGGCUUGACAGUUUCUGAAUAUACAAAAUUGUUUUAAGAUGUUACAAGUUAAUAUAUUUCCAAACGACCAGUUUUUAAUAAAAAAGCUGAAUUUGGUAGUGCUUUUCCAUAAUUUAUAUACGAUACUGUAAAAAGAUAAAACCACUGUUAUUAAUCUCCACUAAGAUGUAUAUCGAGAAACAAUAUAAAAGGGCUAUUUUGUCAUAAUUUAAUAAACGCAGUCAUAU
Messenger RNA from Bombus pascuorum, 1271 nucleotides. RefSeq names its product ragulator complex protein LAMTOR1 (gene Lamtor1). Gene Ontology annotation, cellular component: lysosome; late endosome membrane; Ragulator complex. The coding region runs from base 100 to 600 and encodes 166 amino acids. NCBI's taxonomy places the organism in Eukaryota, Metazoa, Arthropoda, Insecta, Hymenoptera, Apidae. The transcript has 5 exons. The record is from RefSeq and is a predicted model, not a curated record. Gene Ontology annotation, biological process: cellular response to amino acid stimulus; lysosome organization; cholesterol homeostasis. Gene Ontology annotation, molecular function: molecular adaptor activity; guanyl-nucleotide exchange factor activity.